Photinus pyralis (common eastern firefly) is the source of this 1109-nucleotide messenger RNA. RefSeq lists its product as uncharacterized. Gene Ontology annotation, molecular function: zinc ion binding. The record is from RefSeq and is a predicted model, not a curated record. The transcript is spliced from 2 exons. Lineage: Eukaryota; Metazoa; Arthropoda; Insecta; Coleoptera; Lampyridae. The coding region runs from base 426 to 1109 and encodes 227 amino acids.
AUAUGACAUUUCAUCAUCAGAACGUGACACAUGUUUAGAACUUUUAAAUAAGUUAGUUUAUAGUCAUUCAGAAAAUGAAUACGAUGAACUAUACAUUGUGUUCUGUGACACUUGCCCGCCAAGUGUAGCUGAGUAUUUUAACAAGAACUGGCACAACAUUAGAUGCGAAUGGACUUGUUACAGCAUGGUACAUGGUAAUUUAAGAAAUCGUACCAACAAUAGAUUGGAGUCAUUAAAACAAAAAAUUAAAGACGUUGUGCCACGAAAUAGCUCUUUAUGUUUAUUUCUUAAACAUUUUUUAAAUUGGUUAAGAUCUCAUUGUGAAGAGCGAAAUAGUAAAGUUGCAAAAAUUAUCUUGAAGAGACCAGUUACACAAUUUGAUGAAGACAGCUGUGAAAAAAAAUAUUUGGAUUUUCUAACACCUUAUGCAUACCUAUGGAUAUGUUCUAAAGCAAAUUAAUCUCAGUAAGAAAGUAGCUAUAACUGAAGAUGAUGAACAAUACAAGGUUAAAGUUAAAGACAUUAUGAUAUCAGUACAUACUGCUACCUGUGAAUGCUCCGACUUCUUAUCAAUGUUUUUACCAUGUAGACAUAUAUUAUCUUUAAGAAACUAUCUGAAAAUGGAUUUAUUUUGUGAAGAAGCUUGUGCGGAAAGAUGGAGAAAACAGUUUUAUCUAAAAAGUCAUAGAGUGUUAAAUGACUCGCAUAUAGAGAAUGUGCCUUCAUAUUCAGUUACAAAUGUGAAAACUGCGAAAAUUCUGAACCCAACCGAGAAACGAAAAAGAGCAAAUUUGAUUGCCAAUGCUAUUGUUAGUAUAGCUUGUCUUUCUUCAAAUUCACAGUUUGAAUAUAAACUUGACUGUUUAAAAAAAAUUGAACUUUUGUGGAGGCAAGGCUAUGAGGUAACGAUUAAUAAAGUAAGCAUGAAUGAAGAUGAAAGUGAGCACUCGGAAUUAUUACUUGACGAAAUUGUGAUGAAUGAAAUCCCAGAAACUUCUACUAUUGGGAGAAAUUUGAAUAUUUCCAUGAUCACGCAAGGUGCAGAAAAUUGUGGUGCUUCUAAUAAUGCCACAGUUACUCAAAGUAUGCACAAUUUAAUAAUUAGGUAA